GAUGUCACGGAGGGGGAGUCUGGUUUGGGACGGGUCGGUCCGCCGGACGCCUGGACGGACACUCUCCGCAGCUGAUGGAUAAUUAAAUGCUGGCUUUUUGUUGUUAAAUAACUCACCAAACUGUGUCACCUCAGCACUGCGGCUCUGGACUCGUGCUGAGGGAGAAAGUUCUGUUUUUAUGUGUCAACCAUGGAGACUGAGGGGAAGCGGACAGUCCACUGCCAGUAAGGAGGACAAGAAUGGACGGAGGGAGAAGUGACCCACCCAGGGAGGACUGAUCCCCGCCGCCUCCAUGUCCCCCUCCUCUCCUUGCCAGGUGCCUGCGAAACGCGAGGCGGGCUGCAGGCCGGCGCCGGUGCCCCCCGCUCCGCCCGUCCCGCCGCGCAGGGUCCGGAGCCGGGACGGGUGCUCCGGAGGAAGGACGCGCCGGGCGGGCGCCCCGGAGAGGCGGGUGAAGUGCGUGCUGGUGGGGGACGGAGCUGUGGGGAAAACCAGUCUGGUGGUCAGCUACACCACCAAUGGUUACCCCACCGAGUACGUUCCGACUGCGUUUGACAACUUCUCUGCGGUGGUAUCAGUGGAUGGGCAGCCAGUGAAACUACAGCUCUGUGACACGGCUGGACAGGAUGAGUUCGACAGGCUCCGGCCGCUGUGUUACACCAGCGCAGACGUGUUCAUGCUGUGCUUCAGCGUCGUCAGUCCCGCCUCCUUCCAGAACGUUCCAGAAAAGUGGGUCCCGGAGAUCCGUAAACACGCCCCGCUCGCCCCCCUGGUCCUCGUGGGGACGCAGUGUGACCUCAGAGAAGAUGUCAAGGUGCUCAUCGACCUGGCUAAGUACCGGGAGCGGCCCGUGGACCCCGCCGAUGCCCGGGACUGUGCGAUGGAGAUCGGAGCUGUGGCCUACAUGGAGUGCUCCUCUUUGACCCAGAAGAAUCUAAAGGAAGUUUUUGAUACAGCCAUCCUGGCCAGCCUGCAGAAAUACAGCUCCCGGAAGCACUCGAGAGGCAAACAGAAGCACCGGAAAAAGCCGAGGCAGACGCCGGACAAGAUGAAGAGUCUGUCAAAGUCGUGGUGGAAGAGGUACUGCUGCGUGGCCUAGAGCAAGACCGGGGACUGGAUGCUGUUCUCACAGCCGGGGUCGGAGGCUGCCAUUCUGGUUCCAGAGAUUCUGAACAGAAACCUUUUUUUAUAUGGAUAAAGGAGACGAUAUAAAACCUUGCCUGGAACGUGCAAGCGAACUGAGUAAGACUUUUGCAAUUGUAAAAUGUUUUUAUUCAAUUUACUACUGAGCUUCUAGUAUGAGUCCCAUGCAGGGUUCUUCCCUGAGCUUGCAUUUACCAGUUCUGCUCCGGGAUCAGUCAAAGAUGUGACAGAGUCGUGUCCGGGUUGCUGUGCUCUGGACUCCUAGCCUGUGAUAAUUUUAUCCUGCCUUUUUAUGUGUCCCAGAGGAAAACUGGAAUCGUUGUUGAAUAUAAUUAUCAUAGUCGAUGACCUAAACUUAACAACACUGUCUGCCGACUUUCUAUGCUGUUCCCAACCCGGACCGGUUUUCAGAUAAGAUCAGAAAGAGAGCUUCCUUCACACCAGAGUUUGUCAUUAAGGAUUUCAUGACCCAGACAUGAUCACCAGACAUAUACAAAAUCAAAACGAGUUUGGCCUGAUGGUAAUUUUAGAGCCGCCCAGCAAAAGCCAUUUUUAUUCAGAUGAAAGAACUCACUGAUUCGCCGCUUGCGUUUUUUUGUCUGAUCUCAAACAGAACAGUUCGUACUUAAUUUAGGCCUUCGUUUUUUUUUAUUUUUAUGUAAAAGCUCCAAUCAUAUCUAAUCUUGAUACGAACUUGUGCACAUUUUUGUCCCAUGAGAAAACACUAACUGCUUUGAUCAAAACUGAGAUUUCCAAACAACCCUCAUUCUUUAUGCCCUGAGAACAUAAAAAAAAAAAAAACAGCAGCAAGAAAACUAUUUCAUGUGUCUGUUGUUAGGUAAGUCAUCAUCCUUUCAUCUCAAACACAGCGGGGCUCAGAGUGAAAACGGAUCGUGGCCGGUUUGGGUUAGUUAACUGUAAAUCUUGUGGAUAUGAAUUACUCUCCUGGUUAAACAUUAAGUUAUUGGUGAUUGUAUUGUUCCUUCUGCUGAGCUCAGUGAAGUAUUCAGGUGAAAAUGAAGAAGUCCAGCCUGAACCUGAGGAUUUGUGUGUUUGAAUUUGGAAUCGGCCAUGCUGAUAAGCAUCGUGGCGUCUGAUAUUUCUACUUCUAAAUGUGAUUUAUCCUUUCAGGCUUGAGUAGGACUGCUUCACUGAAUCAGAUUCUCCAUGUAUGUGAUUUAAUGUCGAUUUAUCACAUUACUGUUUCAGCUAUAGUUUAAUUCACAAUAUCUUUUGCUGUCUUUGUUUCUUUUCUGAAAAAUCUCCUUUGUCUGUUAUUUUAUUGGCCAUUAUAGUUAGCAGUAGUAAUCAUUCCUCUUGAACUAUCUUAUAUUUUGUGAAAUGAAAAAGGCCAUUUUUUUAUGGGUUUUAUCAGGAUACAUGACAGACCAACCCAAAGUAGUGCAUAGUUAUAUAGAGGAACAAAAAUGAUGCAUGGUUUCAAAUUAGUUUUUCUACAAAUGAAAAUCUAAAAAGCGUAGCAUAUAUUGUAUUUAGCCCCUGUGGGUCAAUAUUUUGCUCUAACUACAGAUGCAAGUCUUUUGGAUAUUCAAUUUACCAGCCAUGAACGUGAAAUGACCGAAAUGUUUGCACUUUCCUCUUGGCUCAAGCUCUGUCCGGUUGGAUGGAGGGAGUCUAAGGAACAUCAUUUUCCAUGUCUUGCCUCAGAUUCUCAACUGAUUUCAGAUCUUGACUUUGACUAGGCCAGUCUAACACAUACAUAUGCUUUGAUCUAAGCCACCCCGUUAUAACUCUGGCUAAAAGUUUGGUGUUUUUGUGCUGGAAGCUGAACCUCUGACCCAGUCUCAAGUCUUUUGUAACUAACCUCUAACUGGGUUUCUUCCAGAGUUGUCUUGUAUUUAACAGCUUUUCUAUCCGUGCAGAAGAAAAGCGUGUCCACAGGAUGAGGCUGCCUCCAUCACGUUUCAGUGUAGGGAUAGGUUUUCCGGAGCUAUUGGGAGCAUUACUUUUCUGCCAAACACACAUCGUGUUUGACAUGUAGAGCCUAAAAAAACCCUCAGGUCUGGUUUCCUCAGACCAAAGCACCGUCUUACACGUAUUUUUUGUGCUUCUUUCAUGGUUUGCGACAAACAGGAUCACUGAUGAAGUUCUUUCAACAUGCUUUCUUCUUGCCACCGUUUCAUAAAAAGGACAGGUUGGUGGAGCGUAGCAUCAUCGGCUGUCUGCAGGCUCUCUCAGCUGAGCUGUGGAUCUCUACAGCUUCUCCAGGUACCACUGGUCUCUUGGCAUCGUCUCUGUUCUUUCCUGGCCUGUCAGGUCGAACGCUAUGGCUUGGUAGGUUUGCCACUGUGCCAAACUCUUUCCAUUUCCAGACCAUGGAUUAAACAGUGCUCCAUUAGAAGAAUAGAAUAGAAUGAUCCCUGAUUGUCCCACUGUUUCGGCAUGAGUGAACUUAGAUGUUCAAAGCUCCAACCCUGCUUUGAAAAGCUUUCUCCCUGACAUGUCCUCCGUAUUCCUCGGUGUUCAUGACGCUGUUUGCUCAUCGGUUUUCUCUAACAAACCUCUGAGCUCUUAGUAGGUGGAUUGUUUGCUUCUGAGGGUAUUUGGUUGUGCUGUAUUUUAUUUAGGAGUAUCCUGUUAACGGGGGGAAAAACACAAAUGCACACCAACUUCAGGUCUGAACUUCGGGUUUCACAAGUUUGCGCUACUUUGCAUUGGUCUGUCGCACAAAAUCCUACAAAGAACACGUUGAAGCUUGUCGUUGUGACAUGGGGAAAUGUAGUUUGAGGAUACUGUAGCAAAGGGCUAUGGAAUUUAAAGCUAACCUUUGACAUUUGCUAAAGCCUUUGGACAUGGUAGCCACUAGAGCAGAAAUAAAACCCAAUAAGACAUUUAAAUAUCUUCACACAUUAAUGGCUUUCCUUAUCAGAACCACUGCAACAGAAAGGAAAAGGGAGUAACUGGAUCUUGGUUAAUCCGGCGUCACUAAUGGUCACACAACUAAGGCAUGAACAGAAAAGGAUGUUGUGGUGUUAUUUGUUCAGCUGGUCCAACUACAAAGUUUGCAAACCUUUAUGAAGACGUCUGGAUCAUCGGUCGGCGUGCCGCUAAAGAGAUUUCUGUGAGUUUUUAAUUAUAUAAGAGGCAACAAAAAUCCCCUUUGUGUGUCUUUGUAAAUUCUGCACUCAAUAGAAAUUCACUUUCUAAAGUGAUUCAUAAUUAACAGGAUUACUUGACCACCUGGAGUGGUAAUUUUAAGAAACUAGCAUUUUCUACAGGGUUUUUGAUAAAUUGGGUGCAAUUCUGGGAUUCAACUGUUUUUAAAUGUGUUGAAUGGACUGGCCCAGCUUGGAGAAAUAGAUCACACCAUCUAUUUAGGUUUAGGAAGGAAGUUAUGGCUUCACCCUGUUAUUUUUUUUUUUUGUUUCUUUGUUUUUUGACAAUUGAUUCAGUUUUUUGUAAAUAUUUUAAGUACCACGGAUCAUCUUAUGAAUCUUUCUUUGCGAUCUAGAUUAGAUUUGCAUGAAAUGUCAUUAAAGAUAAUAGACAAGGUCCCAGUCAACAAACACAAAUAACAAAUAUAUCCGAUCAAAUCUAAAGAAAAGAAAAAAGAAGAAGUGAAAAGUGUCUAUGACAUUAUUUAGCACAUCCAUUCUGAAAACGGGUCCCGGACAGAUGAUAGAGAGCCUCUAAUGACCUUCUCAGCUCCCCUCACUAUCCUUUGCUGGGCUCUGUUUUCUGCCAUAUUGCAGCUUUAGAUUCAAGCUCGGAUUAUCAACACACCUUCAAACGUUUUGAGGAAGCGGACUACACGAAAUAACCCUUAAACAACCCUGCCACCUUAAUCUAAAAUGUCCUCUUGCUUUGUAAAAGUUGAAUCUUUUGGAUCCUCUCAGCUGAAGACGUUUCCGAUGCGACUCAAUAGGUUCACUGUGUCGAUGUUUCACUGCUGAUAGCAAAUGCUUUGUAUGUUGGAGGGGGAGAAGGCAUAAUAGCUUAUUUGUCUUGUGGAGUUAAGUGGGCUAAAGGUCACACACUCUUAUGAUAGCUGGCAUUUCCUGUGUCACGUUUAACAGUAGUCGGUUUUGUAUUUAACUCAUUUCAGUUUAAACGUCUUUGCAGAGCAGUGGUGUUAAUUCUGCUUUUUUUGGUUCGCCUCUCUGUGCCAGUCGGCAGAAAACGCCCGCUACCAUUUUAAAAUGACUUUAAUAUGAACGUUUUUGUUUGCAAUAACAAACACGUUUAGGUUCUGCGUUAUCUAAUCACCACAGCCGCUACCUUGAUCCCAAGCAAUGUUCAGGAAACACAACGCUGGCACGACUUCACCUCUUGCGGCCGCGUUAUCAAACGCUACACGGUUUCACUUGUUUUGACUUCUUCUCAGGUGGUUGAUGGACCGCGGUGUUGGAGCUGGAUGACGGAUGAUGGGCUUUGUAACGUAGAGCAGAUGGGUAUCUGAACGUGAAGGCAGAAAACAGAAGGGAGGAACGUUGGGUUUGGGUUUUGUUGAAAGUAACGCAUCGUCACUCUUUGUUGCUCUUGUUGAGGUUCGUGAAACUAUGUGAGAUAUAAAACCUCCACUGCAGGUUGGCGCUGCUAGAUCUGAGGCUCAGAUACAAGGCGUCAAACCAGGUGGUGUUUGGUCUUCUAUGAUGUGAAGUAAAGAAUCAAAAAAAGAUUUAUUUGUGACCUAAAUUAAACUGGCCAUUCACAAAUCUGUGCGUUCUUUGAUUUUCAACUACAUGAGAAAGCUCUGUGAGUUUAAUAAACAAAACGGAUAUCUAAUCUGGGGUUUCUAGCAGCUGAUGCAUACCUCACAGUCAGGGGGCACCAGCUGAGAGUUUCCCUCAGAAAACCAACCCACCCCGGCCUGUGGGACCCACCGCUCUGCUUUCACGGGUCAGAAACAGAAACAGGCAAGACGCUGCUGCAACCUGCUCACGUAUAACUCUAUGUUAACCUCCAGACGUCAGUGAAAGGAGGUUGUGUUUGUACAGCUAUGCUCUACUCUGAGAAAUAAAGAAUAUUUGUCAUGAUGCUGUUUUAUGUCUGCGCCAAGAGUCUGAUUCCAGGUGUUCGAAAGGCGAUGGAAGAGUUUAUUUGUGUAGCACAAUUCAUAUGCAAUGUUAUGAAAGGCAAAGGUAAAGAAAAUGCAAAUACAUUAAAGGAUUAAAAAAUUUUAAAA
Fundulus heteroclitus (mummichog) is the source of this 6289-nucleotide messenger RNA. RefSeq names its product ras homolog family member Ua (gene rhoua). Bases 293 to 1099 code for a protein of 268 amino acids. Gene Ontology annotation, molecular function: GTP binding; GTPase activity. The record is from RefSeq and is a predicted model, not a curated record. The transcript has 4 exons. Lineage: Eukaryota; Metazoa; Chordata; Actinopteri; Cyprinodontiformes; Fundulidae. Gene Ontology annotation, biological process: small GTPase-mediated signal transduction.